GUUGAGUCAUUGAUUGUACACAUAAACAAUUGAUUUUUCGCUGGCAAACAUGUCGUUGGCAGCUAAAAAAAUUGCAGAAGCCGAGGCUUUAGAGCGCACAGCAGAAAAGAGCCUGAAAGUGUCAGCGUUUAAAUGGGCACCGGACUAUGACAGCGCUGGCGAUGAGUAUUCGAAGGCAGCAACUGCAUAUCGCAUUGCGAAAUCGUUCGAGAAAAGCAAGCAAUGCUGGUUGAAGGCAAUUGAUUGCUACAAAAACAACAAAGCCUGGUUCCAUGCAGCCAAAUCGUAUGAGCAAAUAAUCUUGUUGCUGAAGGAGCUCGAUCAAUUCAAUGACGUUGAGGAGUAUACGAAUAAGGCGGUCAGUUUGUAUCAGCAACAUGGAUCGCCAGAAGCUGCUGCCGGUGCUCUGGACAAGGCAGGCAAAUUGACGGAAGCAAAAAAUCCGGAAAUCGCAUUGCGAUUCUAUCAGCAUGCUGUGGAGAUAAUCCUCAUUGAGGACUCCACACGCCAAGCAGCCGAGUUCGCAUCGAAAGUGUCGAGGCUAUUGGUCAAGUUGAAGCGCUAUGAGGAGGCGACAAAGGCGAUUAGGAAACUAAUUGGGCUGUAUCAGCAAACGGAAUCUUAUGGACAAAUUGGACGUAUGGUUGUCGCCCUUGUUCUCGUCCAAUUGGCCCUGGGUGACCCUGUCGAGGCGGAGAAGUCGUUCAAGGAAUGGUGUAGCUGCUGUGAGACCGAAGAGGUUUCCACAUUGCAAACGCUUCUGCAAGCAUUCGACGAUCAGGAUCGUGAUCUGGCUGCCAGAAUGCUUGCAUCUCCAUUCAUCCGGCACAUGGAUGUGGAAUAUGCCAUUUUAUCCAAGAACAUUCCAUUGCCAAAGGCCCUGGAGGUGGAGAAGAAAUCGGACGCGAACACACUGGACAAUGAGGAGGAAGAGGAGGGCGGCGGUUUGUGUUGAAAGAUCUGACAUGUACCUUUUAUUGUUAUUUAACUACUAAUCACGCUAAUUAAUCAAUGAAUGCAAUUUAAAAUUUAAUCGUUAACAUAUAAAUAUAUAACUAAUAAAACGCUCAUAACAGUCUUCUUCCUGUUAACUUAAA
Drosophila grimshawi is the source of this 1097-nucleotide messenger RNA. RefSeq names its product gamma-soluble NSF attachment protein. Bases 50 to 955 code for a protein of 301 amino acids. The transcript has a single exon. Gene Ontology annotation, biological process: intracellular protein transport. Gene Ontology annotation, molecular function: syntaxin binding; soluble NSF attachment protein activity. NCBI's taxonomy places the organism in Eukaryota, Metazoa, Arthropoda, Insecta, Diptera, Drosophilidae. The record is from RefSeq and is a predicted model, not a curated record. Gene Ontology annotation, cellular component: vacuolar membrane; SNARE complex.